Molecule: messenger RNA, 3180 nt
Organism: Ornithodoros turicata
Lineage: Eukaryota; Metazoa; Arthropoda; Arachnida; Ixodida; Argasidae
Product: atrial natriuretic peptide-converting enzyme-like
Exons: 17
Coding region: 423-2753 (776 amino acids)
Biological process (GO): proteolysis
Molecular function (GO): serine-type endopeptidase activity; protein binding
Source: RefSeq, a predicted model, not a curated record
AUAUUUUUGCCAAGUUCUUUUGAUACGCAACAUGGAGCACUGUGCUUACGUGUCGCAAUGAGGCACCCACACACUCAACAAGUCGUUUUCCAAAGCCUGGACAGCCAUGCCAGCGCAGCACACCGAGUCCCAAUGAAGAUUAGAAAACAACGCAAUGUGGGCGGACUAACACCUGCUCUGUCACUUUUCGAGGCUCGUCCUCGUGGGAACCGGCGUGAAGGUUAGCCCCAAAUUGUGAGAGAAUCUCCGGGCGCCGACGCCUAUAUAGUCGGCAGGCCAACCAUAGCCGUGGUGUGGACGACAUCUACUGCAAUUAGACGCCAAGUUCCCACGUCAGCACUGCCUUAGUGAAAGUUUCCAGACACGACAAUGGAACGCCGCGAAAUUUACCUGGCGAACAUUAGUAUCAUAGCAGGGCCGACAUGCAACAAGUCGACAUCGCUUCGCUCGGAGCCUCUGGGAAGGCCGGCGUUCUUGUAAUGGGAUCUCAGUACCCUCCAAUGAAGCACAUGCCACCACCGUGCAUGGGCAACCAGCACGAGAUCACAUUCACACGGAGGGAAGGCUGUACGUUGUCCACCUGCCUUUGCGUCACUCUGGCUGUCAUAUUCGUCACGCUUGGAGCCGCCGCGGGAAUCUACUACGGCAUUCAGUUCCUCGAAGGACAACGUACAACAGAGCGCGUUUACAAAGGGGCAUUCACUGUGACCGAAGGAGACAAGUUUAGCGAAAACCUAGUGAACAGCAUCACUGAUGAUUUCAUCAUGAAGGCUGACUUUUACAAAGUUAAGCUGGAUCAGCUCUUCAAUGCCAGCACUUAUCAGUCUGGGUUUAAGAAAUCGGAAAUUAUCGCAUUCAAUAAGAGACACAACCGAGAGCUAACGGUGCAUUUCAACGUCCACUUCGCUCCGAAUCGGAAAUACGUCGAUGCCGGCGACCUAUACUUCGUAUUCACGGACGAAGUUCUGCGGGGCAAAAUGGGAAUUUUCGACGGUCUCAAGAUUGACCCGGAGUCGAUCACAGUUCAAGAGAGAAGGCUUAUCACCGAUCCUUUGGCCGAACAGUGGACUCCCAAAAGGCAGUACCCCGGCUACCUGGCAGGACUCACGACGCAAGAACCGGUCGUCAUACCUCCGCGUCGAUGCGAACCUCUAUCUAUCGACCACUGCCGAGGAUUGCCCUACAACUUGACGUCUUACCCCAAUGCUGUUGGCCACAACACACCCAAAGAAGUUUACAAAGACCUGGUCGCUUACCGGCAGCUCGUCGACUCCGAGUGUUACCCACUUGCUGCAGAGUUUGUCUGCCAGUUACUGCAACCCGAAUGUGUGGACAACGAGAUGGUGACGCCAUGCAGAGACUUCUGUGAAGAAUUUUGGAGCGCGUGUCGGAAACUCUUGCCGAAGACUCUCGUCGGAAAGAUUGACUGCAACAAAUUCCCACUCUACAACGGGAAAAACAGCUGUAAGACAAAGCCCGGAUGUGCCAAUGAACUCAAGGCGAGAGGGAAGACCGUCAGGAUAUGUGAUGGCGUUGUCGAUUGUCCAGAUUUUUCGGACGAAACGUCCUGCGAUCACUGCGGAGCAGGGCUUCUACACUGUGGAGACAGACAGUGUAUCGACAUUACUCAAAGGUGUGACUCAAGGCUGGACUGCACAAACGGAGCUGAUGAGCAGAAUUGCUUAACUCUGGCAUCGAACUCGGACAUCAUCAGCACAUCACCAUUACUGCAUCCUCAUCAGGGCUACCUCAUGGCAAAUGAGAAGGGAAAAUACAAAAAAAUCUGCAUGGAUGACUUCAAUUCAACAUUGCCAUUAUUUCGCCGUGAUGUUAUACUAAAAAAUCUUGCUACAACAGCGUGUUCUAUCCUGAAUUUAGGACCUCCAUCGAGAAUGGAACUGCAUCAAGAUGGAAACAGUAGUGACGGAUACCUCCAGAUAGUCGAUCCACAAUCACCUGGACUAAGGUUUACGCCUUCUGAAUGCCGCACAAAGCUUGUUGUAUACCUACACUGCAGUAUUCAAGAAUGUGGAAAGUCCACUGCUACCCCUCCUCAGAAUCUCACAACCACGUACCUAACAAAGCCAGGACGUCAUGGAGAAUGGCCAUGGCACGUCAUGUUACAGAAGAACAACAAGCACUUCUGCGAUGGCACACUUAUAAACAACAGAUGGCUCUUGACAUCAAGUGUUUGUUUUGAAAGCCAAGAUGCUCAAGGAUGGACAGUUCGCCUUGGCUCCGUUAGGAAACUCUCCACGUCACCAUUUGACCUCUACCUGAAGGUCAUUCAGAUUGUUCACUCACCUAUGCUGAAUGCUCAUCUAUCCCUGGUGCGUAUAGAAAGCGAAAUCAGCGAGUCCCACUAUAUUAGGCCCAGCUGCCUGCCAGCGCCAAACCAAAGAGCAUCUGUAGGAGAAACAUGCGUUACGCUUGGCUAUGACUUGAAAGGUGACCAGAUGGAGCAGCUAAACCUCGAGAUUGUCACAUUUACGGAAUGUCAUAACUCAAGCCACCCAGGAACGGGUAGUACCAUUUGUGGCAGUCAGCUGGACGGCAGUCACAAUUCAAUAUGCAUGCACGAAUCCUUGCCAGGGCGGCCCCUAAUGUGUUGGAGAGGCGAUCGCUGGUACCUGUUUGGAGUAGGGAGUACAGCAAACACAUGCACUGAUCGCCCUAUCCCGCAGCAGUUUCACACCAUAUCGUCUCAUCUGCAGUGGAUUUCAACUGUUGUAGGAAACAAGAAGUCAUCCUAGUCUUCAAACAAAUCUGAUAAUUCCUGGUAUAUCGGCAGCAGCCCAGGUGUUUCAACAUUCCAAGAACUUUUCGACUCCUUCAUGGCAUUGAGUCCUCUGCUGCACAAGACUGCACACAGCACACACACACACACACGUAAACCUGUACAGAUGCACAUAACUUCAUUCAUACCACAUCUAGUCUUGUGCAGCCUGUUCAUAACUUUAAGCACAGAUAGUGUAUGUACAUAGGGGGGACACACAUCUGCACUGGUGGCAAGAGGGUACUCUGGCAUAGAGGCAGGGCUGUAGGAAAUUAUAUUCCACCUAGAGCUUGCAUACUUCCAAGAAGAAAUUCGUAUCAUUUUGCAUUUGACUUUUUUACAAAUUUAGAAAUGCAUGUUUUCUCAGAGUAUAGAGGUGUCACUGAUGGAUCAACUAAUGACAU